UCAGUUUCAUUUUCCCUUACUGUUGAAAAGAUUGCUCUGACAGUUAGCUCGCUAAAGUUAGUAAUAUGAUAUGAUAUAGCCUCCCAUGCCAACCAGCUCUAUGUUGAGUCCAAAAACCAUCUAAGUAUAAAAGGUCAUACCUGAUCUAAAACUGAUAUAUUGAUUGUAGACGCAGUAUAAUGGACCAAAUGUGGAGUAGAUAAGAGCAUUGUGAGUGGUCGGCGUGGGGGAGGAUAAUCCUUUUCUCUCGCUCACUCAAAAGAUAGAUAGUUUUCUAAAAAGAUACCGAAGGCACAAAACCGUCUCCUCAACUCAUUGGAGAGGUAUUUUCCAAGAACGAGCCGAGGGGACGCCUUCACUGUUAUCAGAUCUAAAUCAUUUUAAAAUGAACUCCAAAAUUAAUCAUAAAGAAGAUUUUUCUGAUAACUUCGCUUUGCUAGGGUCUAAUUUGUUUUGUACGAAGUGUUUGCAUUUCAAUGAAGAAUGGUUAUUUUACGCGUUAGAAUAAUUUGCAUAUCUAAAGAGUUUUACCGAGCUGCGUGCAUAAUCGACAAUUGUAAACCAUUGGCGAUCGAUCAGUAUCGAUGUAACAACACUUGUCUGUAUCUUACAGAAUUGGACAAGAUUUAGUAGUGGCGCUCGCUCGUCUUGACGAAUGGUCUCAGCAUCUUAGAUGCAGAUAAUGCAAUACUAAUGAUUUCAGAACCAAACUCUGCGAAGCAAGUUUAUUUCAAUCAGUGUUGAUAGCUAAUCAUGCUUACAACUAAGAGAACAUUUCCAAAUUCUUCAAGUUGGCUCAAUAUGUUAUAUUGCACGAUUUUUCUUUGCUCCUUUUCGUCUGUAGCACAGAAUAGUACAAUGAAAUAUUCUGCAAUAAUUUUGUUACCAACACCGUCAGUAAGAACACCGAGCAAGCAAAAUCAAGGAAUCGUAAAUCAUAACAUUAAAAAUCAUGGCUCCUCUGAUGUGAAAAGUAUUUCAUCUAUAUCUGAAGCAGCUACACCAAUGCAAGGAUUUCUAUCGUUGUAUGGACGCCUUUCUUCCGCGUCAAUUGUAUCAAGAACUCCAAAACAAAAACUAAACAGCUUUGUGUACAUCACAAGUUAUCCUUCGUUUUCUAUUACUCCAACAAUCACACAUAACUGUGAAUUUUCCCAAUCAUCUCAAGUACUUCAAAAUCUCACGGCAACAGAAAAUAACAGGAGCAAAAACAAUGGUUCUGAUAUUUUGUUUAAGAUUCAUUCAAUCAAGAAUAAAAAUUCUUCAAAUUCAAAAUCUCUAAACAUGACGAUAACAAAGAUUUCAAGCUGUGUUAACGACGAAUGCCGUAGUUACGUCACUCGUUGGGUCGAUUUUUACCUAAACGUAGGUGGAUGGAUCAUGCUAGCAGUGGUGCUAAUAGGAGUCACAUCACUCAUCAUUACACAUAUACUUGGCAGAAGAUCAGUCAACUCCAAUGAGAUAUCAAGGCUUCGAGGAAGAGAUGUUCAUGGUCCGCGAUAUCGGGCACACUGGAUAUAGAAUCUAAUUAAUUAUCUAGUUAUCUAUUUAUUAAUAUU
Actinia tenebrosa (Australian red waratah sea anemone) is the source of this 1559-nucleotide messenger RNA. RefSeq lists its product as uncharacterized. The record is from RefSeq and is a predicted model, not a curated record. NCBI's taxonomy places the organism in Eukaryota, Metazoa, Cnidaria, Anthozoa, Actiniaria, Actiniidae.